UGCUGGGGUGGGGGGCUUGAGAUGCUUAGGAAGCAGCUGUAUGGGGCAGAGAUGGGGGUGUGGGGCUGGAUGUUUGCACCCAUGAGAGUGUGCAAGGGGAACAGGGGGGUAGGAAGCACCGUGCCUGUGUGGAACAGGGCCUGCCGAAAACAGAGUGUACAUGAAUUUGUGGGAUCAGGAGGAGCAAACAGCAGGUGGAUAUGCCUUGUGUACGGCAGAUUAUAGGGGUUUGGCCCUAAAAAGAGUGGAUCCAGUAGGGAAAACCCCAAAGCAAGCUCUGAGAUGCCCCCGGGGAGCUGGGAAGGUGCUGGGACAUUGAGAUUGGGAUGCAGAGCUGUGGGGCCUGGCCUGGCCUGGCCUGGGGGUCACCGGUGAGGAGAUGGUCGGUGCAUCUGUGUCCUCCGGCUGGGAAUUUCAGCCGCUGGUGCCGCAGCCUCCCUGCACCCACGGGAGCCCCAGGAAUAUGCCUGGUGCACCAUGUUCCCCUGAAAGAGUUCAUUGCCUCAGCAGCUUAUUAAUAAUUAAACUGCUCAUUGAAGGCAAAGUAAAUAGAGAGGCUGGGCUGAAAAGUGUUUGCCAGAACCACCCCUGGGAACCAGGAAGGGUGGAGGGAGGCAUCCCCCUGGCAUUCCAGAGCACUGGGAUGGGGUGCUGUGUGGGCCUGGGGGGCUGGCAGGAUCCCAAUGGGAUCUAUCAGGAUCCAUUGGAACCCAUCUGGACUGAUUGGGAUCCAUUGGAACCCAUCGGGGGUUCAUGGUGCAGUCUCACUCACUUCCAUGGGAUCGGUGCCAGUGCUGGUGAUCCUCGGGGUGCAGCUCUGAACUCCCAUCCGGCAGCACCCACAAAACUGGGUGUCCUCCCCGGCUCUCUCCAGUGGCUUUUCCAGGUGGUACUGGGUGGUGACCGUGGUGGGAUCACAGCCACGGUGUAGAACCAAACUCCAGCUGCUCCCAGGCACGUGGAGCCCUCCGGCACUGACACCCACGCGGUGAUCUUGGGGUUCGGCCAGAGCCAUCUGCUCCCCCAGCAGUGACACCACAAAUUCCCUGGAAAACCACGCGGGAAGAGGCUGGAUACACCAGCCCUGCCUGAUCCAGCGGUCCCUGCUUCAGGGCAAGGUGACCAGGAUGCUGUGCCAUGGGAAGCCCUGGAGGUCCAUGUGCAAGGGGCUGGUCCUGGGGACCCUUCUGACCAGCUUCAUGUUGCUGCUCUACUCCUACGCUGGCCCCCCGCUGCAAGUCAGCGUGACUGAGAUCCCCGUCCCCUCCUCCUGCUCCUCCCGCCCGUCUCCCGCCAGGGCUCUGGAGGUGUCCAACGGCACGGGGAGCCCCUCAGGAUGGAGCUGCCGGCCCAAGCUCAACGUCAUGUUCAUGAAGACCCACAAGACCGCCAGCAGCACCAUCCUCAACAUCCUCUUCCGCUUCGGGGAAAAGCAUCACCUGAAAUUCGCCUUCCCCAACGGCCGCAACGACUUCUACUACCCGUCGUUCUUCGAGCGCAGCCAAGUGCAGCACUACCAGCCCGGCCGGUGCUUCAACAUCAUCUGCAACCACAUGCGCUUCCACUACGAGGAGGUGCGCGAGCUGCUGCCGCCCGACGCCACCUUCGUGACGGUGCUGCGGGACCCCGCCCACCUCUUUGAGUCCUCCUUCCACUACUUUGGGCCUGUCAUCCCCCUCACCUGGAAGAUAACGGGGGAGGAUAAGCUGGCCGAGUUCCUGCGGGACCCCCAGCACUAUUACGACCCCAACGGGUUCAACGCUCACUACCUCCAAAACCUCCUCUUCUUCGACUUCGGCUACGACAACACGAUGGACGCGGGCAGCCCGCUGGUGGAGGAGCACAUCCGCGAGAUCGACCGCCGCUUCCACCUCGUCAUGUUGCUCGAGUACUUUGACGAGUCGCUGGUGCUGCUGAAGGACCUGCUGUGCUGGCAGCUGGAGGAUGUCCUCUACUUCAAGCUCAACGCCCGCAAGGGCUCCACCGUGUCACGGCUGACCCCCGAGCUCUACGAGCAGGCGACAGCCUGGAACCUCAUCGACGCCAAGCUCUACCGCUACUUCAAUGCCACCUUCUGGCGUAAGGUGGAGGCCUACGGGAGGGAGAGGAUGGCCAAGGACGUGGCCGAGUUGCAGAGGGAGAAUGAGAAGAUGAAGAGCAUCUGCAUCGACGGGGGUCACGCCGUGGACGCCAGCGCCAUCCAGGAGUCCUCCAUGCAGCCCUGGCAGCCCCUGGGGGAGAAGACCAUCCUGGGGUACAACUUGAAGAAGAAGAUCAACAAGAAGCACCAGAAGCUGUGCCGCAAGAUGCUGACGCCCGAAAUCCAGUACCUGACUGACCUGGGGGCCAACCUCUGGAUCACCAAGCUAUGGAGUUACGUGCGGGACUUCCUCAAGUGGUAGGGGCUGGCAGGUGCCGCGCUCCCCCCGGGGAAGAACCAGGUGCUUUUGUUUUUCUUACUCGUGGUUCUUAUGGUUUGGAACUGGCCGGAGGCUCCAGUGCCCAGGAACUUUGGGGGGCACCCCCCACCACCUUCCUGCAGAGCCCCAACUUGGGCUG
This is a messenger RNA of Empidonax traillii (willow flycatcher), 2559 nucleotides long. It is a transcript of the gene GAL3ST1, whose product is annotated as galactose-3-O-sulfotransferase 1. Gene Ontology annotation, molecular function: galactosylceramide sulfotransferase activity. The coding region runs from base 1128 to 2402 and encodes 424 amino acids. Gene Ontology annotation, biological process: myelination; galactosylceramide biosynthetic process. Gene Ontology annotation, cellular component: membrane. The transcript is spliced from 3 exons. The record is from RefSeq and is a predicted model, not a curated record. NCBI's taxonomy places the organism in Eukaryota, Metazoa, Chordata, Aves, Passeriformes, Tyrannidae.